Eriocheir sinensis (Chinese mitten crab) is the source of this 2617-nucleotide messenger RNA. Its product is annotated as zinc finger protein 345-like. Gene Ontology annotation, biological process: regulation of transcription by RNA polymerase II. Gene Ontology annotation, molecular function: DNA-binding transcription factor activity, RNA polymerase II-specific; RNA polymerase II cis-regulatory region sequence-specific DNA binding. The transcript has 2 exons. Gene Ontology annotation, cellular component: nucleus. The record is from RefSeq and is a predicted model, not a curated record. NCBI's taxonomy places the organism in Eukaryota, Metazoa, Arthropoda, Malacostraca, Decapoda, Varunidae. The coding region runs from base 588 to 2243 and encodes 551 amino acids.
UCUAGCGGGACUGAAAAUGUUUCAAUGGCAACACUGCCCGUCAACAACACCAUCUGUGCUCCUCCCUCCGCUAUCAUCAUGGCGUCAUGGCCUGACACACCGUCUGUCCUGCCUCUCCUGCUCCUAAACGCCUGCUCAGUGGACCCCUCGUGCAUGGGAAAGUGAAGUCAGCCACACUGAAGACCACAGUGCCAGAAUAAGAGACUUCACUCUGUAUUGGUACAACCACCACCAAUGCUGGUUCUAAAGUGAGGGUCUGACGCGGAUGCUGUGCUCAGCGCUCGCUCCAGCCUUACUGCCAUUGACUCUAGGACUCUUUGAUGCAUCCCUCACUUCGUCUGCUCGCUUGUUCUCUGAAGGUGGCAUUAGGGGAACCUUGCUGAUCACCCCAGCUUCCCUGAGGUUCCUGGAAGGCCAGUCAGCAUCCUGAGUGGCCAAGACCACCAGGAGCAGACUGUUACUGGUGUGGAGUUCAAGGGUGAUCAGAAGCACCACCUCUAUCACCACGUUGCUACUGUCAUCUGCGACCAUAAAGGAAAGGGAAAGUUAGAGUGUCAGGAGUGUCAGAAGAUUUGAGACUGAGUGCAAUGUCACUUGACACAGCCUUGCACACCUUGGUGAAAGAAAUCAUGAGUGCUGAGAGUGGGGGAAAAGACAUUCUGGGUAGUGUUACCUCAACAAAUUCACCCACACUUUCUGAUGAAAUGAGUCAUGAAUGUUAUGAGUGUGGCAAAAAGUUUAGCAAAAAGGGUUAUCUCAAUAAGCACAUUAUUACACACUCCGGAGAAAGAAAUCAUGAGUGUGAAGUUUGUGGAAAAAGGUUUACUAUGAAGGAUACCCUCAACAGACACACCCUUACACACACUGGUGAAAGAAACUAUGAAUGUGAAGUUUGUGGAAAAAGUUUCAUUGACAAAGGCAUCCUCACCAGACAUGUUUCUAUUCACACUGGUGAAAAAAAUCAUGAAUGUGAACUUUGUGGGAAAAGAUUUAGGUUGAAGGUUCUUCUCAACAGACACACCCUUACACACACUGGUGAAAGAAAUUACGAAUGUGAAACUUGUGGUAAAAGAUUUCCUGAUAGUAGUUCUCUCAACAGACACAUCUUUACUCACACUGGUAUAAUAAAGCCAAAAAUUCAUGAAUGUGGAUUUUGUGGAAAAAAAUUUAAUGAGAAAAGUAACCUUAACAAACACACACUUAUACACACUGGUGAAAAAAAUCAUGAAUGUGAAAUUUGCUGCCAAAGAUUCAGGCUGAAGGCUUCCCUCAACAGACACAUCCUUCUUCACAAAGGUGAAAAAAAUCAUGAAUGUGAAGUUUGUGGAGAAAGAUUUGUUGAUAAAAGCUCCCUCAACAGACAUGUUCUUAUUCACACCGGUGAAAAAAAUCAUGAAUGUAAACUUUGUGGAAAAAGAUUUACGUUAAAGGUUCACCUCAACAGACACACCCUUACACACACUGGUGAAAGAAAGUACAAAUGUGAAAUUUGUGCUAAAACAUUUAUUGAGAAGGCUCAUCUUAACAAGCACAUGCUUAUUCACACUGGUGAAAAAAAUCAUGAAUGUGAAGUUUGUGGAAAAAAAUUCAACGGGGAGGGUCAUCUCAAGAAACACACCCUUACGCACACUGAUGAAGGAAAUCAUGAAUGUGCAGUUUGUGGAAAACAAUUCAGUAAAAGGAAUAACCUCAACAGACACACCCGUACACACACUGAUGAAAGAAAUUAUGAAUGUGAAAUUUGUGGAAAAAGCUUUACUAAGAAAGACACCCUCAACAGACACAGUGUCACACACAGCGGUGAAAAAAAUUAUGAAUGUGAAGUUUGUUUGAAAAGAUUCAGUCGCAAGAAUAACCUGAAGCAACACACCCUUACACACACUGGUGAAAAAAAUCAUGAAUGUGAAGUUUGUGGAAAAAGAUUUCUUGAGAAGGGAAGUCUCACCAGACAUAGCAUUACUCACACUAGGGAAAGAAAGUAUGGAAGAAUUUAUGAAUGUGAAGUUUGUGGAAAAGAGUUAAGUCAGGAGAGUCACCUCAAUAUGCACAUUCUUACACACACUGAUGAAAUAAAUCAUAAAUGUGAGAUUUGUGGCAAAGGAUUUACUGAUGAGUGUGCACUCAACAGACACACCCUUACACACAGUGGUGAAGGAAAUGAAGCGCCGCGUGUAAGGAAGAAGAACCGUGACAGGAAGCAAACUCCUAAAAAAUGCAUUAAGAGUUUGCCAAAGAAAUCAUAACUAUAAUUUCAUUUUCAACUUGAAACAUCAUCACAUUGUACAGGUAACUCUCGAUUUACGCGUUUUUUAAAUAAUGAGGGGUCCAAAAUCCAAAGAAAUAUUUAAUUUACACGUUUUUUUCCACUUAUACGGGAUAUUUUAUGGAGUGGCCAUCAGAUGUCUCACGCAACUGGACUCACACGGCGCCGCGGCCACACAGCUGAGCUCAGUUCUUCCCGCAUGCCACUUGAACAACAAUACAGUACCCACGCUACUCAACAAUAACAACAACACCCUCGCUGCUGUGGUUCCACGAGGUGAAGGGCAGCCAGAAGAGGAACCACGAGAGGGAAAGGAGUCAGAGUGAUACAGUAGGCAAUAAAGGUACAAACCUA